Messenger RNA from Camelina sativa (false flax), 906 nucleotides. RefSeq names its product transcription factor TT2-like. Gene Ontology annotation, biological process: cell differentiation; regulation of DNA-templated transcription. Gene Ontology annotation, molecular function: transcription cis-regulatory region binding. NCBI's taxonomy places the organism in Eukaryota, Viridiplantae, Streptophyta, Magnoliopsida, Brassicales, Brassicaceae. The record is from RefSeq and is a predicted model, not a curated record. Gene Ontology annotation, cellular component: nucleus.
UAACACAAAAAAAAACAGAAUCUAUUCUCAACACAACACUAAAGACAAUUUGUACCAACCACAGCCACAACCACAAGAGAGAGAAUGGGAAAGAGAGCGACUAAUGCUCUGAAGAGAGAGGAGUUAAACAGAGGAGCUUGGACUGAUCAUGAAGACAAGACCCUUAGAGAUUACAUCACGACUCAUGGUGAAGGCAAGUGGAGCGUUCUCCCAAAACAAGCUGGGCUCAAGAGAUGUGGCAAAAGCUGUAGACUCCGUUGGAAGAACUACUUAAGACCCGGGAUAAAGCGCGGAAACAUCUCAUCUGAUGAAGAAGAACUCAUAAUCCGUCUCCAUAAUCUCCUUGGAAACAGAUGGUCGUUGAUAGCUGGGAGGCUUCCAGGCCGAACAGACAAUGAAAUAAAGAACCAUUGGAACUCGAACCUCCGCAAAAGACUUCCCAAAACUCAAACCAACCCACCGAAACGUAUAAAACAUUCGACCAAGAACGAGAAUAAUAAGUCACAAACUAUAGUCUCAAAAUGCAUGUUUUCUUGUAGUGUUAUACGUACAAAGGCGAUGAGGUGCUCGAAGGCUCUUCUCGUCUCCGAUCUAUCUCUUCAGAAGCAGAGUAGUAUCAGUCCACUUCCUUUGAAAAAACAAGAGAUGAUGGAUCAAGGUGGGACGUCAUCUUCCUUGAUGGGAGAUCUCGAGUUCGAUUUCGAUAGGAUCCAGUCGGAGUUUUUAUUCCCGGAUUUGAUCGAUUUUGAUGGUUUGGACUGUGGAAACGUAACAUCUCUUGUUUCGUCUGAGGACAUUUUGGGUAAUUUGGUUCCAGCUCAAGGUAAUCUCGAUCUCAAUAGACCUUUCACUUCUUAUCAUCACCAUGGCGACGAUGAAGACUGGCUCGGAGACUUCAACUGUUGA